UUGCGCACGGACGGUCGGGUGUGGAAUCAACUCAGAUCUUCCCGUUUGAGCUUGACGCGUUGGGAGAAUGGCGCAACUUGCACCACGCAGUGGGGCAAAGGGACACGGGUUUCUUGUACGUGUACGGCCGAGCUGCUACCGCCGAAUCCGGAUCGUCCCAACGAAGGUAUGGUAGCCUUGAGUGUGGACUUGUCGCCCUCGGCUUCGACCGCAUUUCGACAAGCUGCACCCGUCACGACGGGAGGGUCGAUUCUGCGAUCCUUGGAGAGGGUUCUAUUGACCGGAGGCGCCCUCGACACGGAGGCCUUGUGUGUGACUCCGCAGUACUGGGUUUGGAAGCUGUCUCUCGCGGUUACAGUUCUAGAUGACGGCGGGAAUUUGAUGGAUGCCAGUGUUCUGGCGGCUUUGGCCGCUCUCCGGCAUUAUCGAAAACCCCACGUCGAGCUGGCUGCUGAAGGGUCUAACUCCGGUGUACCGCCGCGUUGGAUUCAGUCCGACUUGAAGGAACCAGUGCCACUACCACUCCAUCAUACGCCCCUUUCUAUCAGCUUUGCACUUCUGCCGCACGAUACCGCAGCCCAGUCCACUGCCUCUGCGAAAGUUACCCUUUUGGUGGAUCCGGAUGCCCGGGAAGAACUAGUCAGCGUAGGCACGCUGUCCAUCGCCAUGAACGUGCACGGCGAAGUCUGCUUAUUAGAUUUUGGCGGUGGCUGUGAACUGGCAACAGAAAGGUUACGCGAAGCCUAUCGACUUGCAGCGCAGCAUGUUCAAGAUUUGUGCCAAGCUUUGGAAACGUCUCUGCAACAA
Messenger RNA from Phaeodactylum tricornutum CCAP 1055/1, 807 nucleotides. RefSeq lists its product with no specific name. Lineage: Eukaryota; Bacillariophyta; Bacillariophyceae; Surirellales; Neidiaceae. Gene Ontology annotation, biological process: U5 snRNA 3'-end processing; U1 snRNA 3'-end processing; nuclear polyadenylation-dependent mRNA catabolic process. Gene Ontology annotation, cellular component: cytoplasmic exosome (RNase complex); nuclear exosome (RNase complex). The record is from RefSeq and is a predicted model, not a curated record. The transcript is spliced from 2 exons. The annotation marks the transcript as partial.